Sitodiplosis mosellana (orange wheat blossom midge) is the source of this 17728-nucleotide messenger RNA. RefSeq names its product fat-like cadherin-related tumor suppressor homolog (gene kug). Gene Ontology annotation, biological process: homophilic cell-cell adhesion. Bases 1246 to 15852 code for a protein of 4868 amino acids. The record is from RefSeq and is a predicted model, not a curated record. Gene Ontology annotation, cellular component: plasma membrane. NCBI's taxonomy places the organism in Eukaryota, Metazoa, Arthropoda, Insecta, Diptera, Cecidomyiidae. Gene Ontology annotation, molecular function: calcium ion binding. The transcript is spliced from 31 exons.
AGUACUCAACAUAAUAUGGUAGCGUCUGUUUCGGUUGAAUUUUUACACGACACGCUCCUUUUUAUCCAAUUCUAACACAAACUGUCUCUCUCUCUAAGAAGAAACGAAUUUUUCAGUUCAGUUCGAAUGUUUUAUUUUCGUUGUGUUUCGGUUUUUUCUUUUGGUCAGAAUUUUUUUUCUUGAUUUUUCACGUGGAAUUUCUCAACACAAUAUUAAUACGGUACGUUUUCAAAGACGAAAAUAAAUUGAACAACAAAUAACAAAAAAAGCAGAGUAGAAAAAAAACGAAUUGCGCUCGACAAAAGUUGAAAAGUGUGUGGUUUUGAUGGGGCGAAUAGUGAACAAAAUUUCAACGUAAAUUUUUGAUGAGUUUUCGCGUACGUUUAGUGAAAUGUUUGAAGGACUGAUCGCAUCGCGGCUCGAGAAAAACCAAAUUAUACGAAGAAAUUAUUCAAAGUCUACUCCAGUGAAUUAGCUAACUAUACUAAUAACAAUUCGGCUGAGUGUUAUUUUGUUUUCGUUUUAUUGCUAGUGAACAAAUAAACGCGACGAGAGAGAAAGAAGAAAAAUACAGUGAAUAAACAAUCGAUGAAAAGAAUAUAAUAAACCUAAUUGAAAGGAAUUUAAAAGAGAAAAAAAGCGAACAAAAAAUUGUUCGACUGAUAAUUUGAAUUGUUCGACGUCGAAGAGUGAAAAUUGCGGGUAGCGAAACUCACAUUUCAGAAGAAUUUUACCUAUCUAGUGAAUUAAAAAGAAAGAAAGCGACAACAACAAAAAGAGAAUACAAAGAAUCGGUCGAUAAACAACAGCGCGCCAGCACAGUGUUUGCAAGUGGCUGAUUAAAGCUGAAAAGUUUUGUUUGUUCCAACAUCUGCAACAGCAACAGCGAUAAUAAGUGCCAUUGUUUCUCUUCUCGCAUCCCGCUUCCCCCAUCGUUGUGUGUGUGUGUGCUGCCGUGCGCUCGUGUAGUUUACAGUGUGUGUUUUUCUUUUCGGGGUACGCGUCGAAUGAUUGUGAGUUAGCGAGUGUGUAUGUUGUGCUUUCCAUCUCGCUAAACGACCAUACCCACGGAAGAAAAACAACAAACAAACAAAUCACAUCCUCGCUGAAAAGAACUCAACACAUGCUGCUAAUGACAAUGCUGUCGUUCGAUUACUAAACCAUAAUUUAUGUAUAGCCGCACAGUUAUGCACUAAAUUUAAGACAGCCGAAGACCACAAAAUGAGCUAGCCGCAUGACAAUAAAAUGAUUCUCAAUGUAUGCAUAGCACGGUCAACAUGCCGCUCAUUCAUCAAAUUCCUGUUAAUAUUAGCGCUGAUUGGGCUUCGUGCCGCUGACACGACAACAUCGUUUGAUACGCACAUCACAUCACCCGAUCAAGAUUUAUCGAUUGGUGAUGAUUUACCGAUUUCAUCAACGCCAGCACUGGUCGGAUUGCAUCACCAUCAGCAUCAGCAACAGCAACAGCAACAGCAGCAGCAGCACCAACAGACGUAUCAAACACCACAGUUGCCUCCAUUUAAAUUCCAACAUCGUGUCUACAAUGUAUCGAUUCGAGAGAAUAGCGUGGGCAAAACAUAUGCCGUGCAACCAACAAAUGAAGCACGUAUGGGAAUUUCAUCGGAUACGCCCGAUAUCGAUAUUAAGUAUCGCAUUAUUGCCGGCGAUAAGGAUAAGCUAUUCAAGGCUGAAGAGCGUACGGUUGGCGAUUUUACAUUCUUAGCGAUACGCACCCGUACCGGAAAUGUCGUUUUAAAUCGCGAAAAAAUCGAUUCAUACCAUUUAAAAGUGCGAGCGACGGGCACGCGACGCGAUUACAAAACGAAAAUCGUGCAAGAGGAUGAAUGCAUCGUUAAUGUAAUCGUGCUGGAUACGAACGAUUUAAGCCCAUUGUUCUAUCCAAAUGAAUAUGCGAUAACCGUGCCCGAAGACAUGGCACUGCAUCAAAAUAUCGUUAAGGUGAUGGCAGAGGAUGCCGAUUUAGGUAUUAAUGGCGAAAUUUACUAUAGUUUUUUAGAAGAGACUGAUUGGUUCAGCGUACAUCCGACCAGUGGUGUUAUAUCGUUGACACGACCAUUAAAAUAUAUCGAAAAGUCAUUGCACGAAUUGAUUGUAAUCGCUAAUGAUCGCGGCAGCAGUCCAUCAAAUCGUCACAGUCAACCGAGCAAAGCAAAAGUUAAAGUCCGUGUGAAACAGGUUAAUCUACAUGCACCGGAAAUUUAUGUGCAAGCAUUGCCUGACAUUUUAGAAAAUUCACAUGCAAAUAUCUAUGGGAUUGUUCGUGUUGAAGACAAAGACAUCGGUAUUCAUGGUAAAAUAAAAAUUUUAGACAUUGUUGAUGGCGACCCGGAUGGCCAUUUUCGUAUACGGCCCACAUCGAAUCGCGGUGAAUACAACAUCGAAGUACAUCGGCUAUUGGAUCGCGAACGUACACCAAAUGGCUAUAAUCUCACACUUCGCGCCGUAGACGCUGGUACACCGCCGCAGCAAAGCUACAAAGUGAUACCCGUUCGUUUAGCCGAUACAAACGAUAAUGCUCCAGUGUUCAAUCGUGAAAUUUACGAUGUAAAUGUAACGGAAACAGCACCGCCAAAUACACCAGUCAUUCGGCUGAAAGUGACCGAUCGCGAUGAGGGGAAAAAUGCGCUCGUUUCGCUGGAAAUUGUUGGCGGCAACGAAGGCGGUGAGUUUCGUUUGAAUGCCGAAACGGGUAUGCUGUACACGGCCGUUCCAUUGGAUGCCGAACUAAAGGCAUUUUAUACGCUCACCGUUUCGGCCAUUGAUCAAGGCAACACGGGCACACGAAAGCAAUCAUCGGCAAAAGUGAAAAUCAAUGUAAUGGACACAAAUGACAAUGAUCCAGUGUUUGAACAAGCCAAUGUCACCAUUUGGGUGGAUGAAAAUGAACCGGCCGGCACAACAGUGACCAAAGUAUCGGCUCGCGACCGUGAUACAGGCGAUAAUGCCUAUAUAUCAUACUCAUUGGCUAAUUUAAAUGAAGUACCAUUUGAUAUUGACCAUUUUUCGGGCAUUGUACGCACAUCCAAGCUCAUCGACUAUGAAUCGAUGCGUCGUGAAUAUGUACUCAAAGUGCGUGCCAGCGACUGGGGCUUACCGUAUCGACGGCAAACUGAAAUGUCGCUCACAAUUAAAGUCCGCGAUGUAAAUGAUAACCGGCCACAAUUCGAGCGCAUCGAUUGUGUUGGCAGCGUGGCACGGUAUGCACCAAUCGGAACUGAACUGUUAACAUUGUCCGCUAUUGAUUUUGAUGCAGACAACUACAUUAGCUAUCGUCUGGUGUCGGGCAAUGAAGAUGGAUGCUUUAAUAUUGAUGCCACUUCCGGUACCAUAUCGAUUGGAUGCGAUUUAAAUGAUGUUCGCGUUGAACAACGGUUUAUCAAUGUUACGGCCACUGAUGGUCAUCACUUUGCCGAUGUUAUGCCCAUCGAAAUACACUUGCUAAACAGCUCUAAGAAUGCGAUACCAUUGUUUGGUGAAAUGGGCAAAAAUUAUGGAGCCUCAAAUACGAAUAGCCGAUAUAAUACGGCUUCAACGGCCGGUGGUUCAUUUCAAUGCAAAGAGACGGGUGUAGCACGCCGGCAUGCUGAAAUGCUUGCAUUAGCCGAAGCAAACAAUAUGAUUGGCAGCGGUUUCGAUACAAAUAACAGUGAAGAGUUACCCAUGAUGCCGAUUCGAUACGGCGAAAAUGUGCAUGCACCCGAAUUCAUCGAUUUUCCUAAUGAGAUAUUCAUCAACGAAACGGUACGAUUGGGAACAACAGUGACAUGGAUAAAAGCUCGUGACCGUGAUCUUGGUUACAAUGGUAAAAUUGUGUUUGGAAUUUCAAGUGGUGACAAUGAUUCGGUGUUCCGUUUGGAUCCGGACAGUGGUGAACUCAAAAUCAUCGGAUAUCUCGACCGCGAACGAACCGAUGAGUAUGUGUUGAAUGUGACCGUCUAUGAUUUAGGAAAUCCACAGAAAACUGCAUCCAAAGUGUUGCCGGUAGUUGUGCUGGACGAAAAUGACAAUGCACCGGUGUUUGAGAAAACAUUGGCCAGUUUUCGUGUGACCGAAAAUGCAUUGAACGGCACAAUAAUACUGCGUCUAAAUGCAACCGAUGCAGAUUUGGGUGAAAAUGCGCGAAUCACAUAUUCGAUGGUCACCGACACAAAUGAUUUUCGUAUUGAUCCUGAAACGGGUGUUUUAUUCAUUUCAUCGCCAUUGGAUCGUGAACGACAAGAAUUGUACGAGCUACAGAUUCGUGCUUCGGACAAUGGCCACAAAAAGGAUCAACCACAAUUAUUUUCGGAUGCAAUUGUUCGUGUUAUCGUUGAAGAUGUGAAUGAUAAUGCACCCGAAUUCAGCCUUAAAGAAUACAAUAUUCGCAUUCGCGAGGAUAUCCCAGUGCAUACAGUGGUUGCAAUAACAACGGCCACCGAUUUAGAUUCCGGGCCCGGUGGUGAAGUUUUGUACAGUUUAAGUGAUGACAUUGAUCAUAGUUUUAAGAUUGAUAAAUAUACGGGAACAAUUCGAACGAUAAAAGCAUUGGAUUUUGAAGAGCGACAAAUUCAUAGUUUAACCGUGCGGGCAUUGGAUCGCGGUACACCGGCCAUAUCGUCGGAAACAUCGGUGAUUAUUGAAAUUAUUGACGUGAAUGAAAAUCGAUUUGCACCGCAAUUUGAUGAUUUUGUGCUGAGCGGCAGCGUUGCAGAGAAUCAACCGGCUGGAACACAUGUUAUGGUCGUCACGGCCAGAGAUGCAGACGCACCCGGUCCCGAUUCACGCAUUUCAUACUCGAUCCGGGGAGGUGACGGUCUUGGCGUUUUCACCAUCGAUAACGAAGGUGCAAUUCGAACGACGUGCAUUUUGGAUUUGGAAACGAAGCCACACUAUUGGCUGACGGUAUGCGCUCAGGAUCAGGCUGUCGUUCCAUUGUAUUCAUGUGUUGAGGUGUUCAUUCAAAUUGAAAAUGUGAACGACAACGCUCCAUUAACUGAACACCCGGUGUAUUAUCCAUCGGUGGCCGAAAGUAGUCCGGCUGGUGUGAAAGUGUUGCAAUUAAUUGCUGAAGAUGGUGAUAAUGAUCCGCAACAAAAAAUUACAUAUCGCAUUACAUCGGGUAAUCCAGAGGGAUUUUUUGCCAUCAACAGUAGCAGUGGAUUAAUAACCACGACUGCACGCAAAUUGGAUCGAGAAAAUCAAUCAGAGCAUAUACUUGAGGUCAUGUUAACGGAUAACGGUAUACCGCAGUUAUCGUCGACCACACGUAUUGUCGUCACCGUUGAAGAUAUCAACGACCAUCAACCGGAAUUCGACCAGAAAUUCUACAAAGUUCAAAUACCAGCCAAUGCAAAAAUCGACCAAGCCCUUUUCCAGGUGCUUGCGAUCGAUCGUGAUACGGGCGAAAAUGGACGCGUUACAUAUUCGAUAAAAUCGGGCAAAGGCAAAGCAAAAUUCCGUAUCAAUGCCGAUACUGGUGUUAUUUAUGCCGCAAAACAAUUUGAAUCGGAUACUGAAUACGAUAUCAUUGUACGUGCCGAAGACAAUGGUUUGCCAAAGAAAAGUCAAACCACAUUGGUGAGCGUGAUUGUGGUUAAUAUGCCAACAUCAAAGGAAAAUAACGUUCAUCCACCACAAAUUAAAACCAACGAUCAACAUGUUGAGGUCACCGAAAACGAUAAUCCCGGCUUCCUUGUCACACUCAUUCAGGCAUAUGACGAAGACAACGAUCAAUUGUGGUUUGAUAUCAUCGAUGGUGAUGAAAACAAUGAUUUCUUCGUUGGUCGUGACAAUGGUAAUAUUCUACUGGCAAAGAAUCUUGAUUGGGAACGGAAGCGUGAAUACAAUAUAACGAUUGGUAUAUCGGAUGGUGUGCAUGAGAUAACAACGCAAUUGUACAUUAGUGUUAUAGAUAUCAACGAUCAUCGUCCCGAGUUCAGUGAGUCCGUGUACACGGUGGAAAUAUCAGAGAAUACAGCCGAAGGCACGGAGAUAUUACAAUUGCAUGCCACCGAUUUGGAUGAAGAUAAAACGUUAUUCUAUAGUUUGCAUGCGGCACGAAAUCCAUCAUCGUUGAAAUUGUUCCGUGUGGAUUCGGUAACGGGAAGUGUGACAUUGGCACAAGAGCUUGAUCGUGAACUGAUGGCCGAGCACAUUUUAAUUGUGAUUGUUAAAGAUCAUGGGACACCUGCCAAGCGAAACUAUGCAAAAAUCAUUGUACAUGUCACCGAUCACAAUGAUCAUGCGCCCGAGUUUACAUCGAAAAUUAUACAGGGCAAAGUGUAUGAAACGGCUGCGAUUGGUUCGAUUGUGGUUACCGCAUAUGCAACGGACCGUGAUAUUGGCGAUAACGGUCGGAUUGUCUAUUCGAUUGUUAGCGGCAAUGUGGCCAGUGUAUUUGCGAUAGACAGUUCGAUGGGUACGAUUAGUGUGGCAAAGGAGUUGGCCACCAAUGCAAUGACCGAAUACAUGCUACAAGUCAAAGCAACCGAUUGCGGUAAUCCAUCGUUGUUUGCUCAAAUACCCGUUCAAGUGAUUGUUGUUAUGGUGGACAAUGCACCGCCAAAAUUCACUCGCACCGAAACUGCCGUCGAACUCUAUGAAAAUCUACCGAUCGGCGCAUUUGUCAUGCAUAUCGAAGCACGAAGCACAUCCUCCGUUCAAUUUGCCAUUAUCACGGGCAAUAUUGACGAUACGUUCUUUAUUAAUCCAUCAACUGGCAUUAUCACUACCAAAGAUUUAUUGGACUAUGAAAAAACCAAGUUUUACAAUUUAACGAUACGUGCAACAAAUAUGGCUUCCGUUUCGGCGACAUCCUCAGCUAUAAUUCACAUUUUGGAUCGAAAUGACAAUGCACCGUAUUUUACACAACAAUUGUAUAAAGGUGAAAUAUCCGAAUCGGCGCCAAUUGCAUCAUUGAUUCUAGCCGUCAACGAAACACUGAAAAUGGAUCAAAGUGUGCCAUUAGUAAUAAAGGCUUAUGAUAUUGAUGCUGGACUCAAUUCACAUCUGCAUUAUGAUAUCGUUGAGACGAUGCCACGUCGCUAUUUCCAUAUCGAUUCAACAACAGGUGCUAUCAAAAAUGUGAUGUUAUUGGAUCAUGAAAAGAUACCACUCUUUACGUUCCAUGUUAAGGUAUCGGAUUUGGGGAAGCCGCGUUUGUCGUCCGAAAUAGCGGCCCGAGUGGAAAUCAGUGUGCUCGAUUUUAAUGAUUGUCCGCCGAUUUUCACGCAACCGGAAUACAAUGUGUCCCUCUUGCUGCCUACCUAUCAAAAUGUGGCCAUUUUGCAAGUGAAUGCAACGGAUCGCGAUGACAAUGGCAACAGCAGCACCGUGUUACACUAUGAAAUUGUUGAAGACAGCAAUAAAGAUGGUGUAUUCGCAAUUAAUAGCCACACUGGCGUGAUUACAACACGGAAUAUCGAACACAUUGAUGAAUUUUACAAGUUACAAGUUCGUGUUACCGAUGGCAAGUACACUAAUACGGCAACGGUGAAUGUUCGCGUUGAAACAUCCGAAAAUUCGGGUUUGGUAUUCCAGAAGCCAAUCUAUGAGGGAUCAAUUUUGGAGAAUUCAACGAAAAUCACAACCGUUACGGUGGUGAAUGUAAUCGGUGCCGCGCUAAAUGAACACAUCGAAUUCCGUCUACUCAAUCCGACCGAUAUGUUUCGCAUUGGUUUAACAUCAGGCGCUGUGGUUACAACGGGCAUUCGAUUUGAUCGUGAACAACAGCAAAAUCAUGAGCUUAUUGUUGAAGCCCGGUCAUAUGCGGCGUAUCGUGAAAAGCCACGCGUGGCCCAUGUCAUUGUGAAUGUUACAAUUCUUGAUAUCAACGAUAAUUGCCCGAUGUUUGUCAAUUUACCAUAUUAUGCAAUUGUGUCAGUGGAUGCUGAGCGCAGUUCACUGAUUACCAAAGUGCAUGCACUGGAUGCGGAUAGCUAUGAAAACGGUGAGGUACGGUACGAGAUGAAGCGCGGCCACGGUGAACUGUUCAAAGUUGAUCGUAAAACCGGUGAAGUGACACUCAAGCAAACACUCGAAGGACAUAACAGGGAUUUUGAAUUGCUAAUUGCAGCUUAUGAUGGUGGCAUUACACCAUGCUCCACCGAUGUUACCGUUCAUGUUAAGGUAAUCGAUAAAUCAAUGCCAGUUUUUAGCAAGCAAUUUUACUCAGAUAUUGUACCAGAGAAUAUUGAAUUACACACACCGUUGUCAGUGGCAAUCCAAGCUGAAAGUCCCCUAGGACGUAAAUUAAUUUAUACGAUCGUUAAAGGAAACGAACUUGAGGAGUUUAGCGUCGACUUUAACACAGCGCCAGACAGUACAAAUGGUCUUUGUGCUAUUUAUGUGGUGGAUGAUCUGGACUAUGAGCGAAAGCAACACUAUGAACUGGUGAUUCGAGCCACGGACAGUGUGUCUGGUGUAUCGGCUGAAGUGCCCGUUUCGGUGCUCGUUCAAGAUGUUAACGAUUGCCUGCCCGAAUUCGAACAGGAUAGCUACAAUGUGACCGUAUCGGAGGGUGCAUCAUUUGGUACAGCAAUACUAAAAGUGGUCGCACACGAUAACGAUACGGGCAUCAAUCAAAUGGUCACGUAUGGCAUUCAAACGGACAAUAAAAAUACAUCCGAAUACUUUCAAAUGGAUCCAAUCGAAGGUGUUGUGUAUUUAAAGAAAUCAUUAGAUCACGAGCAAUUAGCUACGCAUCAUUUUACGGUAAUUGCCAUCGAUAAGGGUGUACCGAGUCUCAGUUCAACGGCACACGUUUGGGUCAAAGUUGCCGACAUGAAUGACAAUGCACCGCGAUUCGAGCAAUCAUCGUACAGUUGUUCGCUGUCUCAGCAUGCGGUGCGUGGUCAAUUUGUGACAAUCGUAUCGGCCAGCGAUCCCGAUUAUAUCGAUGCCGAUAAUUUGAUAUAUUCAAUAGCCGAAGGCAAUGAGCUGCAAACGUAUGCCAUUGAUCCGAUUAGCGGCAUUAUUACAUUGAUCAAUAUGCAAAAUUUUGCCGAAAAGCAUUCAACCAUUUUGAAUAUAUCGGUAUCGGACAGCGUCUACACCAGUUUCAUUCGUGUGCAAAUCAACAUAUUGCCCGCAAAUUUGCACAAUCCCGUAUUUCCGCAUCUCGUCUAUGAUGUCAAAAUUAAUGAAAACCAAAUGGCCGGCCGUCUAGUCAUAACGGUUAAUGCCAUCGAUGAGGAUUUCGGCGAAUACGGCAUGUUAACAUACGAUAUUUUUUCCGAUGAAAUGAAGGAAUAUUUUUCAAUUGAUAAAACCAAAGGGGAAAUCGUUACAAAAAUUCGGCUGGAUCGUGAAGAGCAGAAAAUGUAUGAGGUACCAGUGAUUGCAACGGAUGGUGGUGGCCGUUCGGGUUUUACAACCGUUAAAAUCAGAGUAGGCGAUCAAAAUGAUAAAACACCUCAAUUUUAUCUGCGUGAAUAUAAAACAUCAAUUUAUGGAAAUUUAUCGGUGAAUGCAACCUUUUUGAAUAUAAAAGCUUUUGAUGCUGAUGAAAAUCAAAAUGCAGUCAUAAAAUACAGCAUUUACGAUACACAGAAUACAGGUGUCAAGGAUUUAUUUAGCAUUGACGAGGAUACGGGCGCAAUGUAUUUGAGCAAAACAGCCGAACGCAUGGAAAAUCAAAUGUUUCAAUUUUUUGUACGCGCUCACGAUGGCGGUUCACCAUCACUGCAUGCCGAUGUAUCGGUCGAUGUGUAUAUCAUGUCACAAUCGGAUCUUGCGCCAAAUUUCGAAAAACGUGAACGUAUUCUAUUUUUGGCGGAAAAUUCAGCGCCCGGCACCGUUAUUACGCGUCUAAAAUUGACCAACAUCAAUAUUACGAUCAAAUAUCAUAUUGCAUCGGAGACCAAUUUGGACGCACCACAAUUCACAAUCACCAAUGACGGUGAAUUGAGUCUGGCCAAAACAUUGGAUCGCGAAACAAAAGAUACACAUUACAUUGGAAUUUAUGCGGAAUCCGAUUCGAGCCCAUCGUUGACCGCAUUUUGUGAGAUAUUGUUGCACGUCCAAGAUGAGAACGAUAAUAGUCCGGAAUUUGAGAGUUCACGCUAUUUCUUGACGUUGGCCGAAAACAUUGAAAAAGGUUCGACAAUAAUGAAAGUUACGGCCCGCGAUGCAGACACCGGCUCAAAUGGUGACAUUCGUUAUGCAUUCGACAACGAUGCCGGUGAUAUUCUAAAUAUAUUUGACAUUGAUGUUCAUACGGGCGCUAUAACGACGUUGAUGCUUUUGGAUCGUGAACAAGUGGACGAAUAUAAUUUUCGCGUGAUUGCCACCGACAAUGGCCAACCGAAACGAAGCGGCGAAACAACGGUUAUGAUUAAAAUUAAAGACUACAACGAUUGUCCGCCAACGUUCAAGAAUAACAGCUACUCGGCUAAAGUUAACGAAGAUGCAUUACCCGGAACCGUUUUAUUGCAACUAUCAACAAUGGAUCGCGAUAAAAUCGAAACUCCCGUUGAUUUCUACAUUUUAUCCAGUGAUUCGCAAUCACAGUCUGUUUUUCAAAUUCGGAACACCGGCGAACUGUAUGUGGCCAAAGAAUUGGAUCGCGAAACAAUACCCUUUUAUACGCUGGAUAUUAUUGCAACCGAUGGAACAUUUACAACACACACAAAUGUCACCGUUGAAGUGCUGGACGCAAACGAUAAUCCACCGUAUUGCUUAAAGUACCGCUACGAAGAGACACUCAGCGAAGGCGUUCACGUGGGAAGCUUCGUUUUAAGCGUUCUGGCCACCGAUGCAGACGAAGCGGAAAAUGCAAAGCUUCGAUUCUAUUUGACCGGCGAUGGAGACGACGAUUUUAUUUUGGACGAAAGCUCAGGUCACUUGCGAACCGCUCGGCAAUUGGAUCGUGAGGUACAGUCACGCUAUCAUUUAGUCGCUCAUGUUCAGGAUCACUAUCGGUCAUGGGAGUGCUCAUCACAAAUUGAAAUUAUUGUAUCCGAUGUGAAUGACAAUGCGCCAGUGUUUUCACUGCCCAUUUACACCGUUUCACUGCCCGAAGACGCAGAGAUUGGCACAUUAGUUACGAAAAUGCAUGCAACCGACGCGGAUAUUGGCAUAAAUCGCAAGAUUAAUUACACAUUCAUUGAUUCACACAAGGAGCACUUCAAAAUCAUACCAGAUAGUGGCAUCAUAACGCUGGCCAAACCAAUGGAUCGUGAAGAAAAGGAAAUGUACAAUCUCACCGUACAGGCAUUCGAUCAUGGAAAUCCGAGAUUGUCAUCGAUUGCUUAUGUUGUCGUUAAUGUUCAAGAUAUCAAUGAUAACCCACCGGAGUUCACUUCAAAGUAUUACGCCGCCAGCAUAACCGAAGAUAGUCCAACGGGUUCUGAGGUUAUUCGAGUAUUGGCAACGUCAAAAGACACUGGACUAAAUGCCGUGGUCAAAUAUUCCUUCAUCGGAGGCAAUGAGCAGCGAAAAUUCCAAAUCAAUAACGAAACCGGUGUGAUUACUAUUUCCGAUACAUUGGACUACGAACGCGUCAAAGAUUAUUUCUUAACAAUUCAAGCGGUAGAUCUGGGCGAGCCACCACUGAGCAAUUUGGCAACACUGAACAUUUCGGUUAUCGACAGCAAUGACAACAGACCAAUAUUCACGCAAGCAUCAUACAGCGCUCGAAUUCGUGAAGAUUCUACGGUUGGCGAUAAAAUACUUCAGGUGCAAGCAAAUGAUUUGGAUUCGGGUGAAAAUGGCCAUGUCAGCUACAGCAUUGUUCGUGGUGAUCGGUUGCAGCAGUUUAGCAUCGAGAAGAAUAGUGGUUAUGUGUCGGUAGCUACGGCCUUAGAUCGUGAAUCAAUAUCGAGUUAUGUGCUUGAAAUCGAAGCCUUGGACAAUGGUAUGCCACCACUUUCAUCCUAUUCACUGUUGAACAUUGAAAUUUCCGAUGCAAAUGAUAAUCCGCCACUGUUCACACAACAAAACUACACAGCAUUCGUGCAGGAAGACAAGCCGAUUGGUCAUAUUUUGUUACGAUUCGAAGUGACCGAUGCGGAUGCACCACCAAAUGCUGAACCAUUCACAUUCGAUAUAAUCACAAAAGAUGCGGCAUUUGUCGUGCAACAAGACGGCACCCUGAGAACGGCCACACGAUUCAAUCACAAAGUGAAAGACAGUUUUCUAUUGCAAGUGCGUGUCUUUGACAACGGAACACCAUUGUUGCAUUCGGACACUUGGGUGACGGUGAAAGUGAUCGAAGAAUCUCAAUAUCCACCAGUCAUUGUGCCGCAAGACAUUUCGGUCAAUGCAUUCGGCGAUGUAUUCCAAGGCGGUGCAAUCGGAACGAUUUUUGCCAGCGAUCAAGAUCAAUACGAUACACUGACAUAUGAUUUGGCACAAACAUCCGGUGUUUUAUAUACACCAAAGAGUCUUUUCAACAUUUCCAAAACCAAUGGCACACUGUAUGCUCUGCCCAAACUGGACAUGGGUGAUUAUCGUGUGAAUGUGACUGUCACCGAUGGCAAAUUCACCGUGUUUACAAUCAUCAAAAUUUCCGUGGAUUUGGUGACCGAUGAAAUGCUUGAAAAUGCCGUUCUCAUUCGUUUCACCGAAGUGACACCUGAACAAUUUGUGCUUAGUCAUCGCAAAACAUUCAUACGAUCGAUUCGAAAUGCCAUUGGAUCACGAUUGAAGGAUGUAAUAAUCAUUGCGGUGCAAACAUCAACCGAAGACUCAAACACCAUUCAUCAUCAUCGCUAUAGUCGAGAUUUGCGAAAUAUUUCAAUGCUACUGGACGACUCGACCGAUUUGAUUGAUCCGAGGAAUAAACGUCAAUUGCAACACGAUUUAGAUGUAUUGUUUGCGGUGCGUAAGCAUCAACAGAAUCCAAACACCGUUGCUUACUACAGUUCCGAUGAGAUUCGCACAUUUUUAGAUGGGAAAAUCAGUGAAAUCGAAAAACUCACCGAACUCUCCGUCGAUGAAAUCGUUCAAUCGAAAUGCUCCACCAGGUACUGUGAUCAUGGCAAAUGCGAAGAUAAAAUGCAACUUGAUCCAACGAAAAUUAACACCGUUUCAACGGACGUUAGCAGUUUUGUAUCGGCUCAUUUUGAACAUACAACACGUUGCCGUUGUGACAUUGGCUAUGGCGGUGAAAAGUGUGAAAAUUCCGUGAAUGAUUGUGCAAGUAAUCCGUGUCCAACGUUUAAGACCUGCAUCCCUGAUCUAUCACCACAAGGCUAUUAUUGCAUCUGUCCCAAAGGAUUUGGCGGCCCGAAUUGUGAUAAGGAUAUUGUUAAAUGCACCGAUGACAGCUGCUACGUACCAAAGAAUCCGGUAACAUUCAAUGGCAAAAGCUAUAUUCAAUAUCGUAUGGAGAAAACGGCGGCGAAGAAAGCGCUUGAAGAGCACUUGGUGUUUUCAUUGCGCGUUCGAACUAUUCAACCAACUGGUAAUUUGAUGUAUGCAUCUGGAAAGAUUGACUUUUCCAUUUUGGAAAUUCAAAAUGGUGUCGUUCAGUAUCGCUUUGAUCUUGGGUCGGGCGAAGGUUUGAUCAGUGUGACAAGCAUUUAUGUGUCAGAUGGUCAAUGGCAUGAUAUUCGGCUAGAGCGUGAAGGAAACAGCGGACGACUGGUUGUCGAUGGUAAACAUGUUGCCCAAGGAAAUGCGCCCGGCGUUAACGGAGUGUUGAAUUUGCAAUCGAGCGACAUGUACCUGGGCGCCGAAGUGAAGCAACAUCCAAGUGUCUUAGGUUUUGAAGAUGUUCAACAUGGUUUUGUUGGUUGCAUGGACGAUAUCAAUUUGUCACGACUCCCAUUGACAAUACACAAUCCGGGCACCAGUAAUUCCGUAGCCAUUCUCAAACGCACUGCCAACAUUGAGUUUAGCUGUGAUGCUUCGGUUGUAUUGAAGCCAUUAGGCAUCUGUGGAACAGCACCGUGUUUGAACGGUGGAACGUGCAAAGAAAAUGAUGGCGAUAGUUUUGAUUGCAUUUGCCAUACACGUUUCACGGGCAAAUUGUGCGCCGUUGAUACGGAUCCGUGUGCAUCAAAUCCAUGCUUGUUCGGCGGAAAGUGCCGAGGUGAAUUGCUUGGCAAUUACACUUGCGAAUGCCCACCACGAAUGACGGGCAAACGCUGCGAUUUUGGACGCUUCUGUUCACCAAAUCCAUGCCGCAACGGUGGUGUGUGCGAAGAAGGUGAUCAAGGACCGUUGUGUAUGUGCCGUGGAUACAUGGGCCCGACAUGCGAGAUUGAUGUUGAUGAGUGUGAAAAGAUGCCAUGCGGCAGUGGUGCUACCUGUAUAAAUGAAGCCGGCAGUUUUCGUUGCAUCUGCCCACCAGAUUUGACUGGUGCCAGCUGUGGCGAUCCAUUAUACUCCAAUUCGAUCACAUCCAAAUUGAAAAAUAUUCCUAUGGAACAAAUAAUUGGUGUCAUAUCCGGAAUAUCUGUGAUAUUUUUUGUAUUAGUUGUAUUUUUAUCGUGUCGCUUGUGCAAACGACGACCGGCUCGACCACACACAAACAACAUCAACAACGAUACACGCAAAGAGAAUGCAAUACUUGUCGGUGUAACGCGGGACAAUGGUGAAUUUAAGCGCAACUCAAAGAUGAGCAACAUUGAGAUUAGCCAACGGAACGAACAGCGUCCUACAUCAUUUACCAGUGGCAAUGAAACUGCCGCACCAUACGCAUGCAAUAAUGUGUUUGUCAAUAAUUUGGAUACGCUGCGAAGCUAUGGUUCGGCCGGCGAUGAACUUGAAAAUGUUCCACCCGAAUAUCGGAAACCGACUCGGAUCAAUCAGCACGUCAAUUUGAAUGGACACUCGGCUAGCGGCGAAGCAGAUCCAAAACAAACCUGGUCCGAUUACCUACAACUUCAAUCGUUUACUGACAAUAAAAUCAAUAACGAUCUCAAGCGAGCGAGUCCAAUCAGUGCGGCCGGAUCGGAGCAUCGAUGUGCAACAUUGAAAUCGACCGGCGUUCUACAGGGUCGUUUGCUUAACGUACCACUACCAAAUCCAUCAUCGAUGCAAUAUCAAUUGGCCGCGAGCUCAACGGCCAACAGCGGCGGUUCGGGUGUCAGCAAUGUCGAAGAUUCGAGCAGUGAAAAUCAUGGCGAAGCAUAUCAUUGGGACUGUUCGGAUUGGGUGCGACGCAGCCAUAAUCCUCUGCCAAAUAUCACUGAAGUGCCCGGAAGCGAAGUGCCCGACUCAUCUAGUUUUCAUAGUAACGAAAGUAACGAAUCACAAUGCAAACAAGUUUAUCAACCGCAAAGAGCUAUUGCCGACCAAAAACGUAGUGAAGCAAAUGUAACCGAAGAAGAAAUUGAUACUGAAUUCAAUGAUUCCGAAUUUGAGAGCGGCGAUCGAGGCUCAAUCGCAUUUACAAUCAACUCAUCAAUUCCCACAUUGAAUCCAUUAGAUAGCAGUAGUGAUGAUUAUCGUUUUGCAUCAGCCGAAAGUUAUUUGAAGCAUCCCAAUAGCUAUCUGCCGAAAUAUAAUGUACAAUCGGAAACGGAUGGUGAGACAACGCCAUUGAAUGCGAACGGACAGAAUCGAGAUUCGGGCGGAUCGAAUGUAUUUGAGUCAGAAGAAGAGCUCGACGAUCAUAUCGAUGAAGAAGAUGAAGAGGAUGAUGACGAUCAAGAUAUUCCAGCUUAUGGAUUCCCGCGCAAUCGUCGCGAACCCAGUGAUAUCGAUUUCAUAAUUAGUAAUGCAGAUGAAGGUAGUUCGUUGCUUCGUCAGAACCGCAGGAGUGGCAAGACGUCGACGGCGAUGAAAUCGAAUUUCAAAGAUGAUUUGAAUACGUCAAAUACAACCACCGCCUCAUCAUCAUCGGGAUCAUCGGGUGGCAAAAGUGUCAAAUGGGCCAAUAAUAUACAAACUACUCAAGUCUGAUCACAUAAACCACAACAAGAAAAACAACAUUAUCAAUGUGCUAUCAAUGUCAUUGCCAUGAAGAGGGCAGCCAAAAUACUCGUGAUAAUCAUGCUAAAGAAAUCCAUUUAACUAUCCCAAAACCAACAACCAACAAAACCGAACUCACAAGUUCUCGAGAGCACACAUACACAGUCUAGCACUCGAUACAAAUGGCUUUUCUUCUAUCAAUAUCAUCACAUGCGAUCAGUAUCAAUUCGAAUGGAUCCCUUGGAACCCACGAUAUUUUUCUUUUUUAAACCGAUCCUCUUGUAAAAUAUGAACAAAAAUAUUUAGUUUAAGAAUCUUCUUUUUUUUCCUCAAUUAAAAAUGUACAUUUCGAAUAUGACACAGAAAAAGGAAAACAGAAAUAAAAACAAAAUGAAAUUAGGGAAAAAAAAAUGAUCAGAAAUUCCGACAGCAUCCAUGAUUGGAAAUCGCUAGUUAAAAUGACAAUCGAUGAUUUAAGUUUUUAUAUUCUAUGUAUACAAAGAAACAAAAACCUAACAACAAUAUAUGCAAAAUGAUACAACUGAGCAAAAACCAAUCGUCAGGCUGACAAUUUGCUUGUUUAGCUAUUCGAUUAUGUGAGCCAGAUUUCGAAUCAAUAGCAUGAAAUAAGUUGAAGAAAUUGAAAUUUGGUAAAUUGUAAACAAGAAUUUAAACAAAAAGAAAAUAUCUAAAUAAAAAUAAGCUCGUGUCAUAGUCCCUCGCACCGCAAUCAAAUCAAAUCGUAACUCAUUCAUAAUUGCAUUAAAUUUUCAUAUUCAUUGCCACUCAUCGCAUCACCACUCGAAUCACACAUCUCAGUUCUUUUUCAACACUCGCGUGAAAAAAAAUCUUAAAAUGAUGAUAGAAAACGCGAAUUUUUUCAAUAAAAAAAAAACCACUCACACAUAAACUGCGUACCUUUUUUGCAAUGGAAAACGUUUCACACGAAAACACAAAACAAAAAAUCGUAUCAUUUCAGAUGUAUUUUUUUCGUCAUAGAAUUUAGCCGAAUGUAAUAAAUGCAAUUGCAAUAAUAAAGCACACACAACGCACAGGCACACACACAUUAUCUCAAUUUAUCUCACGAAAUGACAAUGUUUAACCGCAACUCUUUCGAAAUAGUACAGAAAGAAGAAAGGAGAAAAUGAAGGAAAACAAUGGUUGCUAAAUAUUGAUUAAAUAUUUGUAUUCAGUUUUUAAGUUGAACAAAAAAAAAAUAGCGAAAAAUGGUCUCUUAAAAAAGAUCGCACGCGCGCCGAACGCCUCAGGAUAUACAUAAAUAAUCAAGAUAAAUCCAUUCAAAAUGCGUUCAUCCAUCAAAUUUUGUAUGUUUUCGAUUCAGUUCAUUCGUCGCCAUACACACACACACACACACUCAAUUCGAACAACACACUAAUUUUUUUACAAGCAAUUUUGUUUGGAUUUAUUCUACGUCCAUUUUCUUUUGCUAAUAUUUUUUUCUCUUUUAAAUAGAAAACUAUAAUUUAACACUUAGUUAUUAUUAUUUUUAGAGUAUUUUUUACCAAUUCAGAGAGAAAGGAAGAAAAAAAAACACUCGAAUAUCGAACAACACAGCCCGUGUGUGUGAAUGUAUUAAGUGAUUUGUUAGUUAGUCAAAAAAAAAAAAUGAAUGAAUAAAUAAAUGAAAAAUAUUUAUUUAAAUGAAUAACAAAUAAAAAAAAUGAGAAAUAGAGGAAAAACAACCUAGUUAUCGACUCUAAGUGCAACCGAAUUCACAGUGGAAUGGAUUUAGCAUUCGAAUCGAUAUCGAAUCAAUUUCAAUUUUUUUUUAUCAUUUCACUGUCAUAGCGAAAAAUUCAACUAAUAAGUAAUGAACAAACAAAAAAAAGUAUUUAUUUUUAAAAGU